CUUGGAAAGCUUCUCAUGCUAUAAAUUCCUUUGAAGAAUUAUUAUUAUUAUUAUUGUGAGAGAGCACAUUUUCUUCAUAGAAACAUGGCUAAAGCUGUAGCAGCAUUAGUUGCUGCCUCAUUCUUGAUUUUGUUGUUGGCUUUUCCAACUGUUUUUGCAACAGAUUACGUUGUUGGAGGUCCUUCUGGAUGGGUCAUUGGACCUGAUUAUGGCAUCUGGGCCGAAAAUUUUAAAUUCAAAGUUAAUGAUACUCUAACAUUCAAGUAUGAGGCAAGGCUCCACCAAGUGGACGAAGUGAGCAAAAGAGACUACAUUAACUGCAAUUCAAACCACCCAAUAAAAAACUACAAAGGCGGUAACAACAAGAUCACACUUUCAAAGCCAGGGAGCUACUUCUUCUUGUGCCCAACACCUCGUCACUGCCAACUUGGCAUGAAACUUGCGCUCAAUGUUUCUUAAACCCGGCUUUUGAAUUCUAAUUUAUUGGGGC
Arachis duranensis is the source of this 490-nucleotide messenger RNA. Its product is annotated as stellacyanin-like. The coding region runs from base 85 to 459 and encodes 124 amino acids. Gene Ontology annotation, cellular component: plasma membrane. The record is from RefSeq and is a predicted model, not a curated record. Gene Ontology annotation, molecular function: electron transfer activity. The transcript is spliced from 3 exons. NCBI's taxonomy places the organism in Eukaryota, Viridiplantae, Streptophyta, Magnoliopsida, Fabales, Fabaceae.